AUGUGCAACAAACUCCUCCAAACCUACGCCUGCGGGCACUCCAAAAGUAUCUGCACCACGCCCUGCACGCACGCACUCAGGUUCGCGCCAUCUUCCACGUCACAGGACGAUUCCACAAUCACGCCCACGCGCGCAAACUCAACCGCUUCCUCUCCCUCUCCAGCGGCGCCUCAAAGCCCGACACACAGCGAGCGCCCAGGCUAUGCGAACUCGCCACUGCGUGCUGCGCAGGAACCUGUGGAGCGCGUGUUCUCGACACGAGCGCUGGCGUUGCGGUUCAAACCCUUUUCUACCGGUCCCGCGUCGCCUACAGCGGUGUCGCUCGUGAGUGCGUCGCCCACGCUUCCUACCUCUCGCUCCACCGGCAUCGGCACCGCGGCUGCACCGCCUCAUCUACCACCUCGCUCCGCGGCGCAAGACCCAGAGCCGCUGUUCUGCAGCUACUACAUCCCGCGCAAUAUCGCGACGAGCCGGUUUCCGUGUGUCGAGUGCUACGGUAGGGAGGAGUGGGAGGAGUUGCGGGAAAGCUGGAUGGAGAGUUAUGGGUUGGGACAUCCGUUGGAUCGGGUUGGGGAUGUGGAGGGGCUUAGUGGGGUGACGGGGGUUUUGAGGAUGGGAAGGGCUUGA
Messenger RNA from Boeremia exigua, 627 nucleotides. RefSeq lists its product as uncharacterized. NCBI's taxonomy places the organism in Eukaryota, Fungi, Ascomycota, Dothideomycetes, Pleosporales, Didymellaceae. The transcript has a single exon. The coding region runs from base 1 to 627 and encodes 208 amino acids. The record is from RefSeq and is a predicted model, not a curated record.